Messenger RNA from Colletotrichum siamense, 1233 nucleotides. RefSeq lists its product as uncharacterized. The transcript has 5 exons. NCBI's taxonomy places the organism in Eukaryota, Fungi, Ascomycota, Sordariomycetes, Glomerellales, Glomerellaceae. The record is from RefSeq and is a predicted model, not a curated record. Bases 1 to 1233 code for a protein of 410 amino acids.
AUGGCGGACAGGAGCGCGCAAGUCAUCGCCGUGGCCAUUCUGUUCCUGGUUUUGACGUGGCUUGCGGUCGGCCUGCGGAUUUACUGCCGGACGUCCCUGGUUCGGUGCAUUGGUAAUGAUGAUAAGGUGAUGGGAAUACUCUUGGUACUGUUCACGGUCUAUCUAGGUUUACAGGUUUACGGCGGCACGCGUGGGAUAGGUCUUCUCGAUGUGGACUUGACCCCCCAGAAGAAACUAGAAUCACUCAAAUUGUGGUGGAUACUGGAACUCCUCAACGUCUGCUCAACCUGCUUGCUCAAAAUUUCCGUCGGCUACUUCCUCCUGCGAGUCGCAAUAGAACGGGCGCACAUCUUGACGAUAUGGCUCCUAAUCGCCGGAACAGUAGUCUUCGGGACGACGUACCUCCUCAUGGUCGCAUUCCAGUGUCGCCCCGUCCCCACGUACUGGGAGCAAGGGCCGCGCACGCCCGAAAAGUGCUGGCCGCAGCAGGUCAUCCUCAUCAUGACCAUCGCCGCAACGGUGAUCAACACGAGCGCGGACUUCAUCUUCGGCACGCUCCCGUGGUUCAUCGUCCGAUCCAUGAACCUGCCGCUGAGGACCAAGAUUUUGGUCGUCGAUGAGACCACCAACUUCGCAAUCUGGAGCACCGUCGAGCCCGGCGUCGGCAUCAUCGCCGCCUCCAUCGCCACCCUCCGGCCCCUCUACAAACUCGUAGCGACCAAAGUCCGCCGCACCAACUCCAGCGGCUUCCGGAACGACCAAUGGCGCCAGCGCCAACAACCCCGGCGCAACGAGACCAGCCGCCAGGUCCGCGCGGCGCAUAACCUCGACCUCGAGAAUCCACCACGAACUGAUACGGACCUCACAUCCCCCCACGGCAUCUUCGAGGUCCACCCGCCGCCGCUGCCACCGAUAAGCAAGAACACCAACUCAACACUGAAAUCAAGAACGACGACAGACGGAGGGGACCCUAAAAGCCACAGCACGCGCCAUACGUUGACCCUGAUGGAGUUCCCCUCGGCUUUGCGGUUGAGCGAUGACUUCCGCCGGACGAUGCAGCGGCCUCCCGAGGAGUGGCUUGCAAUUCUAAGGAUUCGGGAAAAGGCCGAGGAGGGUGCACACCAAAAGGCCGAGGCAGAAGAGGGCGACGAGCAGGAAGACAGCGACGACGAGGAAACCGAGUCUCCACCGACUGUCUUGUCACCACCUCCGCCGCUGCGGAAGUCAAGCUAG